CUCAAACAGUGGAAUCCUAUAUUAGGACAAGAGAGGCUGCUUUCGAAGUGUAAAUAUAGGAAGCGGUGAAGUGUAUAGGACACUAUAAAAGUAUAUAGGAGGCUAUAAGUGUACAGGAGUGAGUACAUUUCGUAUACGAGAGACUAUGAAUGUAAAUAGGAGACUAUGAGUGUACAGGAGAGGUUAUAGAUUAGUAUAGGCGAGACUAUGAAAGUGCAUAGUGGGCUAUAUGGACAUGAUGACUGCAGAACUGUGAAAGCUAUUCAGUCAAUAGAAUCGAGUGUAUCUACAACGAUAUAAACACGUCUAAAAUUUAUCAUACUUGUACAGUAUAUUUUACGAAACAUUGUGAGGAUGAAUUUAACAAGAUGCCUCACUCGUGUUCUCCUCCAUGCGAUAUUUGUAGCUGUAGUGGUCGAGGCAGUAAGUGUGGGCCCAUACGGUCCACGAGAUUUAGAUGUUCCAUUUAAACACGCUGCUACUUUACAGGUAUCGAGCACACUUAACAAAAUAAUAGGUUUAACAACUAGUGAACAACAAGAUCACACAUAUACCAAUAAUUUAAUAGGGGAUACCCAGCCGAUAGAAGGAGCUCGGCAGUAUCAAGGACCCACAGACAAUGAAUUAAAUAGAUUGUCAGGCGAUGAGCACAAAAUGGAUGCUGUUGGAUGUCCGACAACGAUUCAUACAGCAGAACAAUAUAAGACUGCGUAUCUGCUUGGCUGUGAACGAUCCCAAGCACUUUCCGAGGGGCUUUCUGACAUAGG
Messenger RNA from Sphaeroforma arctica JP610, 767 nucleotides. RefSeq lists its product as hypothetical. The transcript has a single exon. The annotation marks the transcript as partial. Lineage: Eukaryota; Ichthyosporea; Ichthyophonida. The record is from RefSeq and is a predicted model, not a curated record.